Naegleria lovaniensis is the source of this 2457-nucleotide messenger RNA. RefSeq lists its product as uncharacterized. Lineage: Eukaryota; Heterolobosea; Eutetramitea; Acrasida; Naegleriidae. Gene Ontology annotation, molecular function: DNA-binding transcription factor activity, RNA polymerase II-specific; zinc ion binding. The coding region runs from base 1 to 2457 and encodes 818 amino acids. The record is from RefSeq and is a predicted model, not a curated record. Gene Ontology annotation, biological process: regulation of DNA-templated transcription. The transcript has 3 exons.
AUGCAACAACCAACUGUACUACCCUCGACGACGCUUGCUUUUCCACCCUAUCCUUCCUCGUACAUGACGAGUUCGUCUCAAAUCACGAUAAGCCCUUCGGCAUCUUCCUUUUCCUCACAACCAUCACAGCAGCAUUCAAACGUACUAGCACCUGGCAGCAUGCCCAAUUUUGAGGCAAACCCACAAAUCAACAAUACCGUUCAGCAUCCACAACAACAUGCCAUUUCUUCUCAUAGUGAAAGCUCACCUUCCACAUCUUCAGGCUCUACCCAAUUUUCACCCACAACCAAAAAGAAACAGAAAAGAAUUACAGAAAAAUCAGAACACCCGGAGGAAGCUUUCCAAAGCGUGUUUCAGGCAAAUCCCGAAGCUUCCUCGUUGGAAACUGGUCAUCCUAUUGCAUGUGUACAAUGUCGUUCAAGACACAAGAGAUGCGAUCGAACCUUACCUGCAUGCUUAAACUGUGUUAAACGAGGUGUAGAAUGUACCUACAGAUCUCCCAAAAUGAAAGGAAGAAAGGAUCAAAAGUUCCAGCCGUAUUCGAGUCUGAUGUAUAUCCCACCAGCAAACAAUAAUGGACGAACCAAAACCUCUUCGAUCAACAAUUCAGCCAGUGAAAACACAGCAACAGUGGAUCAAACGUACGAACAAAUGUUGUUGACGUUUCCGCAGGAUUCUUCUUUCAACAACACUCAAUCUAAUUUAUUUAUCCAAAACAGUUUCUCCGCAGCCCCACACAAUCAACAAGUGUCAAACAUUCAACAGGUCAAUAACCAACGAUCACAAAGUUUUUCAUCAUUGUUAACAGAUAAUCCACUUUCGACUCAGUUUACAUCACAACACAAUAGUAAUUUAUUAAGUACCCAAGACCCAAUUUUCAGAACUAACAGUAAAUCACAAACGGAAGAUAAUGACGAAAAUAAGAAACAAAACAAAUUGGUAGAGGCCAACGUUGUAAAUAGUAACCAAUCCAAUCCAUUUUUACAACUAUCUAGGGAAUCUAUUGAAGAAAUACUGAACUGUCUAGGAAUCAAGGAUAAUCAAAAUGGACCUCUUUUCACCAUGACUCAACAACAACAAGAGUUGAUAGCUCAACACAUUGCAUCCGCACUAUUGCAAGACUCAUCUUUAGCACAUCGGUUAAAUAUGAAUGCCUACAAAAAACGGACAGUUCAGCUCUAUGAAGAGGUUAUAUCUAUGGGCUAUCCAAUAUUGUCUACUUCUACAUUGGAAAUGGCUUUUUUCAAUGAGGAAUCCAUGCGAGGUAUUUAUACCAAUGACGUGUUAUCACUACUCUACUCCAUACACUCCGUUACAUGUCAAGCUCUUGGUGUGCAUGAUGAGGCUGAUUUUGCUUAUUUAAAAGCAAGAAAGUUGUUAUCUGACUGUUUCGACAAUGCAGACAAUCUUUUUAUUGCUGGCACAUAUUGCUUUUUUGCUCGGUAUUGCAGUGGAAUUGGUGACAAAGGAAAGGCAAAGUUUUAUUUACAGUAUGUGGAUUUAUUCUUCAAGAAAAAGAGCGUCAAUUAUAGAACUCGAAGGCAUUUAAACUAUUCUAUUGAAGAAGAGGCGAAGAGUGGAGAAAAUUAUUCUAUAUUUGCAGGUCUGUCUUUAGAUGAAAUGUUUUUACUCAAAUAUCGAGUACUCGCUUCUAUUAGUGUUGAUAAGUCAGGUGAAUUUUUCUUAAACGAUUGUUCCAACUUCCCAGGAUUUACCUUUGGAACAUAUGUUGCCAAACUCGUUAGUGAUGGUUGUCUAUACGCGAUUGGAAAAAUUCCAAACACCAUUAUGAGUAUUAUGGCUCAAAAGAUCACUGAGGAAAACCUUAAUUUAUUUUUAAUGAUGCUCGAAUUUUCUGCCAAUUUCCUCCGUAUCCAUGAAACUGAAAGACAAAUUUCUGACACCACACGGAGCAUCAUGAACUGUCUCCACAACUUGUAUUAUCAUGGAUGUAAAUUGCAAAUGAUGAAAGAAGCAAAUAUUACAGAUGAACGCUUGGAGAAUGAAGCCAAAUUAUUUUCCUUGUCAACACUUGUUGGACCUUUCCAUUUGGUUCAACCGCUAACAUUGGGAGCCAUGUUUGAAGCUGCUUCACUUCACUUGAAAAUUCUGGCAGAAAUUGAGCAAGGAAAACGGCUGAUUACAAGUACAGAAGAACUUUGUAUAUGCUACCAGUUAAUUGAAGUUGAUUUGAGAGCAUUAGAAAUUGUAAGAACCAAGAAUAAGGAGCUAAUUGACCGUAUGUGCAAACCUCUGAUGGAUUUGCUCUCAAUGAGAGUCAAACAAUUUUCUUCCUCACCCAUUUAUGCUUCCAGCUCUUUGAACUCAUUACUGUCGAAAUUUGAAAGUCAAAUUCCACCUUCGCAUCAAUCUAAUUUAGUGAAACAACCACCCUCAGAGGCAGAUCAAAAAUUUGGGGAUUCCAUCGACCUGCUGAUACAUGAAUUGAAUAGAUAA